Messenger RNA from Moneuplotes crassus, 1526 nucleotides. Lineage: Eukaryota; Ciliophora; Spirotrichea; Euplotida; Euplotidae. The record is from the annotation of a GenBank genome assembly.
UAAAGUAAAUCUGAAUGAAGACAAAUUUUUUGACAAAGACAGGGAUAAGAGCAAUUUAAACCACAUAAUUGAGAUGUCUGAGAAUGUCAUAUAUGAACAUAAGAAAGCUGAAGAAGUCAAGGAUCUGACCCAAGGUAUUAUCAGAGACUCUUCUGAAACACCUCUGAUAUUCUGCAUCGACAUUAGCAGUUCAAUGCAAUGCUCUGAAUUAUUAUAAAUGGCAAAUGGUUUACAUACCUUACAAGAUACGACUGCAUUGCUAAAGGCAUCUGCGACCAGAUCGAAGCUUGCAAAGAAACUAAGAGCAAAGUAUGUUACUGUGCAUGGAGAUACCACUGAGAAACCUCAUGUAAUCGAUUCAGAAGAGAAUCUCAAUGACGAAGAGUAUUUGUACACAAACGCUGAAGUGCUUGCUCAAAAAUUCACAUGUCCCAUCCAAUCAGUCAUACACAUAAAAGUAUAAUUGAUUUAGUAAAGAACAAAGAGCCCAAUGGCUCUACUACUUUGGGACUAGGUGCUCUAACAGCCAUCACAAUGGCUGGUGCUGUAGGCAAAGGAGCUACUGUCGUAAUCCGAACAGACGGUGAGGCCAACACAGGAGUGGGCUCUCAAGACAGUUAUAAAGAUGUCUCUGAUUGAGAACAAAGAGUUUUAAACUUUUAUAAAGAUCUUGCUGACAACGCCAAUAAGCAUGGAGUCACAGUCAAUCUCAUGAGUCUCAAAGAAUGUUAUUGUAACCUUGACAACUUGAUUGUUCUCAGCGAAGAAACUGGAGGCCAAGUCAACAUCAUCGAUCCUCAAGAUGCAAGUAAUGUGUUCGAGACAAUGCUGCAGGUCAAGCCUAUAGCCAUUAACGUCACUGUAAAGGUGAGACUGCAUCAAGCGCUAGAGUUCAAGAAUGAGCUAGGCAAGAAUCUGAGUGCUGACAGAACCCUGAUGAAGAAGAAACUUGGGAGUGUGAACUCUCAGACUGAAGUGACCUUUGGCUACAAGCUCAAAGACCCUGAUAAACUUGCUCUCAUCGAAGGCUUCAACAUUGAAGAAUUCAGCAAGAUUCCAUUCCAGACCCAGAUCGAAUACUGUAGACUCGACGAUACCAAGUGUCUCAAAGUAAUCUCAAGAGUGUUUGAGACUUCUUCAGAUGCUGAGGAGAUCAAGCAAGAUGCGAACCUCGGCAUUGUAGCUGUAAGCACUGCUCAGCAAGCAUCAAACCUUGUAAAAUAGGGAAGUUUCCGAGAGGCUCAAGUACUUUCAUAUAACAACAAGAAGUUCAUCAAAAGGAUGACCAAGAGUGAAGACGACGCCACUGUCUACAAGGCCUUUAAGUCUAGUCUGAGUAAAAUGUAUAGAGAUGCAGCUGUGUAUCGAAGCCAACAAUUAACCCCUAACCUUUACUUAAGAGGGUCAGGAGAGUCAAGGAUAUCUCCAUUCAUUGAUAAAAAGAGUGAUGACCUCACAGUGAGUCGUCACCAUAUGAGUUCUCUUUCAACUCAAAAGCUGAUAAAGAUGUAUCCCAAUUAAAAUUC